AUGCUGCUUUGGAUUCUGUUGCUGGAGACGUCUCUUUGUUUUGCCGCUGGAAACGUUACAGGGGACGUUUGCAAAGAGAAGAUCUGUUCCUGCAAUGAGAUAGAAGGGGACUUACACGUAGACUGUGAAAAAAAGGGCUUUACAAGUCUGCAGCGUUUCACCGCCCCGACUUCCCAGUUUUACCAUCUAUUUCUGCAUGGCAAUUCCCUCACUCGACUUUUCCCUAAUGAGUUCGCUAACUUUUAUAAUGCAGUUAGUUUGCACAUGGAAAACAAUGGCUUGCAUGAAAUUGUUCCGGGGGCUUUUCUGGGGCUGCAGCUGGUGAAAAGGCUGCACAUUAACAACAACAAGAUUAAGUCUUUUCGAAAGCAGACUUUUCUGGGGCUGGACGAUCUGGAAUACCUUCAGGCAGAUUUUAAUUUAUUACGGGAUAUAGACCCGGGGGCCUUCCAAGACUUGAACAAGCUGGAGGUACUCAUUUUAAAUGACAAUCUCAUCAGCACCCUACCUGCCAAUGUGUUCCAGUAUGUUCCCAUCACCCACCUCGACCUCCGGGGAAACAGACUGAAAACGUUGCCCUAUGAGGAGGUCUUGGAGCAAAUCCCCGGCAUUGCCGAGAUCUUGCUAGAGGAUAACCCUUGGGACUGCACCUGUGAUCUGCUCUCCCUGAAAGAAUGGCUCGAAAACAUUCCCAAGAAUGCUCUUAUCGGCCGAGUGGUCUGCGAAGCCCCCACCAGACUGCAGGGUAAAGACCUAAAUGAGACCACCGAACAAGACUUGUGCCCGUUGAAAAACCGAGUGGAUUCUAGUCUCCCGGCGCCCCCUGCCCAAGAAGAGACCUUGGCUCCUGGCCCCCUGCCAACUCCUUUCAAGACAAAUGGGCAAGAGGAUCGUGUCACUCCAGGGUCUGCUCCAAACGGAGGUACAAAGAUACCAGGUAACUGGCAGAUCAAAAUUAGACCCACGAUGGCGAUAGCGACCGGUGGUUCCAGAAACAAACCCCCAGCCAGCGGCUUGCCCUGCCCUGGGGGCUGCAGCUGCGACCACAUCCCAGGGUCGGGGUUAAAGAUGAACUGCAACAACCGGAACGUGAGCAGCUUGGCUGAUCUGAAGCCCAAGCUGUCCAACGUGCAGGAGCUUUUUCUGCGAGAUAACAAGAUCCAUAGCAUCCGAAAAUCGCACUUUGUGGAUUAUAAGAACCUCAUUCUGUUGGAUCUGGGCAACAAUAAUAUCGCCACCAUGGAGAACAAUACUUUUAAGAACCUCUUGGACCUUAGGUGGCUGUACAUGGAUAGCAACUACCUGGACACGCUGUCCCGGGAGAAAUUCGCCGGGCUGCAGAACCUGGAGUACCUGAACGUGGAGUACAACGCGAUCCAGCUCAUCGUCCCCGGCACGUUCAAUGCCAUGCCCAAACUGAGGAUCCUCAUCCUCAACAACAACUUGCUGAGGUCCCUACCCGUGCACGUGUUUGCUGGGGUCUCGCUCUCUAAACUCAGCCUGCACAACAAUUACUUCAUGUACCUGCCGGUGGCAGGAGUGCUGGAUCAGUUAACCUCCAUCAUCCAGAUAGAUCUGCACGGAAACCCCUGGGAGUGCUCCUGCACCAUUGUGCCUUUCAAGCAAUGGGCAGAACGCCUGGGUUCCGAAGUGCUGAUGAGCGACCUCAAGUGUGAGACUCCGGUGCACUUCUUUAGGAAGGAUUUCAUGCUCCUCUCCAACGACGAGAUCUGCCCCCAGCUGUACGCUAGGAUCCCGCCCACGUUAACUUCGCACAGUAAAAACAGUACUGGGUUGGCGGAGACCGGGACGCACUCCAACUCCUACCUAGACACCAGCAGGGUGUCCAUCUCCGUGUUGGUCCCGGGACUGCUGUUGGUGUUCGUCACCUCCGCCUUCACCGUGGUGGGCAUGCUGGUGUUUAUCCUGAGGAACCGAAAGCGGUCCAAGAGAAGGGAUGCCAACUCCUCGGCGUCCGAAAUUAAUUCCCUACAGACAGUCUGUGACUCUUCCUACUGGCACAAUGGGCCUUACAACGCAGAUGGGGCCCACAGAGUGUACGACUGUGGCUCUCACUCGCUCUCAGACUAA
Molecule: messenger RNA, 2091 nt
Organism: Cynocephalus volans (Philippine flying lemur)
Lineage: Eukaryota; Metazoa; Chordata; Mammalia; Dermoptera; Cynocephalidae
Gene: SLITRK1
Product: SLIT and NTRK like family member 1
Exons: 1
Coding region: 1-2091 (696 amino acids)
Biological process (GO): regulation of presynapse assembly; axonogenesis; positive regulation of synapse assembly
Cellular component (GO): GABA-ergic synapse; postsynaptic density membrane; glutamatergic synapse
Molecular function (GO): protein binding
Source: RefSeq, a predicted model, not a curated record